Gamsiella multidivaricata is the source of this 747-nucleotide messenger RNA. Its product is annotated as translation factor sui1. NCBI's taxonomy places the organism in Eukaryota, Fungi, Mortierellomycota, Mortierellomycetes, Mortierellales, Mortierellaceae. Bases 101 to 436 code for a protein of 111 amino acids. Gene Ontology annotation, molecular function: RNA binding; ribosomal small subunit binding; translation initiation factor activity. Gene Ontology annotation, biological process: translational initiation. The transcript has 3 exons. The record is from RefSeq and is a predicted model, not a curated record. Gene Ontology annotation, cellular component: eukaryotic 43S preinitiation complex.
GCCUUUUACCUCCCCCACCCCUGUACAUACUCCUCGCACUCUUUCAGUCACCAGAACACACAUCUCUUAUUUGUCUCCGAUCGAUACUUUCUUUCAGUCCAUGUCCGAUAUUCAAAAUUUGCAGUCUUAUGAUCCUUUUGCCGAUCUUGGCGAUUCAGGUGACACCGGCGCCCAGCAGGAAUAUAUCCAUAUCCGUAUUCAGCAGCGUAACGGACGCAAGACCUUGACGACAAUCCAGGGUCUUCCUGCCAACUUUGACAAGAAGCGCAUGCUUAAGAUCUUCAAGAAGGACUUUGCCUGCAACGGAACUCUUGUGGAAGAUGAGGAGCUCGGAUCUGUCAUCCAGCUCCAGGGCGACCAACGCACCAAGGUCUUGAACCUUCUUGUGGAGGAAGGCGGUGUUGACAAGAAGCAGGUCAAGCUGCACGGCUUCUAAAUGCAGGAGGAUCUACUCGCCUAUUUUUUUUCUUCAUCCCUCACAUUAUUCCCUCUCCUGCUCCUUCGCUUGUAAACUAUAUGUACCAUUUUUUUGCCUGCCUGCUGUAUAUUAAAAAAGAAAAAAACUUCGAAGACGCUUCGCAUAUCUUGUUCAGUGUAAAGCUUUAUCAUUAAAAUCGAUCUUGAUUGUCAGCAGCGGAACUAAAAAUUCAUCUCGGGGCUAGCCAUUGUUGCUGGCGUGCGCAAAGGUUAGAAUAGAUCGCUUUCAGCGUACAUUCGCUCUUGUCUUCCUAAUCACUGAUCUUGUAU